This is a messenger RNA of Limulus polyphemus (Atlantic horseshoe crab), 1382 nucleotides long. RefSeq lists its product as uncharacterized. The transcript is spliced from 5 exons. The record is from RefSeq and is a predicted model, not a curated record. The coding region runs from base 397 to 831 and encodes 144 amino acids. NCBI's taxonomy places the organism in Eukaryota, Metazoa, Arthropoda, Merostomata, Xiphosura, Limulidae.
GAGUACGAUCGAAGGCUUUACGAAACGUUAUAUAUAUGUAUAUACCAUUAACAGUAAUAUCCAUCAUAUCGAAAACUAUUUCGAAAGACAAUGGAAUUUUUGGAAAAACAAAUGUAUCCCUGAUUUUUUUUAUGCAUGUUGGUAACUCAAUUGAAUAAUCGUAAAGAAACAAUAGCUUAAAUUAUAAAAGUGUGUUUUUACCCAAGUAUUCACUACUAGUGUUAUAAAAUAACGCUAUUGCUAGUACUAUCGUUGGUUAGGUUUGCCGUUUAUCGCUAUGUAUUGUCCAGUAUUAUGAUUACUGUACCGUAGUGUGUACUUUGGCUACAAAGUUCACUGUUUUAAAACACUUGAAGUUGAACUGAGAAGACCCAUACAUUUCCUUAUAUUCUGGUAAUGUCGAAUGAGAGUGAAAGCAGUGAUGAGAGUGAUAGAAAUAUCCGUUUAAAAGAAUCGAUUGAUCCGAAUUUUUUUCCUCUGACGUGUUUAGGAUCUGAAGAUCAGAAACGGAACAGGAACGUCCAAAAUAAAGUUUUUAAAUUAAGAAAAGAAUUUCCCGCCGUCUGUAGAGAUAACGAAGAAAACGGUUUCGACAUAAGUGAUGGCUGUCGAUCGUACAUGGCAAAGCAGUUAGCUUCUUUGAUUGACAGUACACUGAAGGAAAAACCUAGAAAAUUAAACUGGAAAGAAGAAAAUGACUUAACAAAUCAAGGAAUUUAUUUAUUUGCCGAUUCAAACACGGCCUUGUGUGAUGUGGAAGAAACAACAAAUAACUUAAGUAUUCCUCAAGCAUUAAAGAGACGUUUGGCAAGCAGGUAUUAUAGCCAGUAGAUAUAACUUUAUUUUCUACGAAUUAUCUUUUUUUUUUCGAGGAUAAAUUUAAGUUUUUUUUAUUGUAUCAAAGGAACAGUCUUUGUUGUAUAAUAUUCCAAAAUAAUUGUUUCCUCCAAUAUAGACCUCUUAAGCAUUGUUUUAUGUUAAGUGAAAAGCCAUAUCUCUUAAUCUACAACAGUUACCCUGAUAUCUUGAAGAAACUGUGUUAAAGCUAGAGAAGAAUUGGUAGUGUAAUAUCCCAUUAGAAAAAAAAAUUGAGUUUUCUUUGAAAUUAGGAAAACUUUAGCUUUGUCCUGGCCAUUUUUAAGUGAGAAUUACACAACUCGGAAAGAUAAUUUUUUAUUGGUUUUUCUUUUUUUCAGAAGCCUUGACUUCAUCACUAGAUUUUCUUUUAAGAGUAUUAAAUACAAAGUCAUUUUAAAAUAUUUAACGAGCUUUACAGUGGUAUUAUUGAUAGCCUUCUGCAUUAAAAUGAUUAAACUAGCAUCUUAUGAAACACCUACACCCUCACUAAUGUUUAAGUCUCUCCCCCCCCCCAUUUGAUGAUG